AUGUAGAGCAGCUUUGAUGGAGACAAUCAAGCUACAUUUUUUUUUAGAGGUUUAGGCCAUAAAAGAACCUAAUACGAUGCCUCUGUAAUUAGCAAUAAUUUAGAAGAAUAACUAAUAAAAGAUUCUUCACCAAAUUAAGAUUAGAGCAACAUAUUUGCAAAAUCAGAUGAUCAUAAUUACUCAGCAUCCUACUCAAGUUUUAUCUAAUAGGAUACAAGACUAGGAAAGAAAUAUACAAAUGUUGAAAUUUCAGAAACAAGGACUGUUGUUUUUUGA
Tetrahymena thermophila SB210 is the source of this 276-nucleotide messenger RNA. RefSeq lists its product as hypothetical. Lineage: Eukaryota; Ciliophora; Oligohymenophorea; Hymenostomatida; Tetrahymenidae. The transcript has a single exon. The record is from RefSeq and is a predicted model, not a curated record.